This is a messenger RNA of Thecamonas trahens ATCC 50062, 3081 nucleotides long. RefSeq lists its product as uncharacterized. The record is from RefSeq and is a predicted model, not a curated record. Gene Ontology annotation, molecular function: polyphosphate kinase activity. The coding region runs from base 1 to 3081 and encodes 1026 amino acids. Gene Ontology annotation, cellular component: polyphosphate kinase complex. Lineage: Eukaryota; Apusomonadida; Apusomonadidae. Gene Ontology annotation, biological process: polyphosphate biosynthetic process. The transcript is spliced from 4 exons.
AUGCCUCACCGCAAGCGCAAGGCCAGGCCAAUGCUGCCCACCCCGCAGGUGGGGCUCAACGUCAACGACAUCAUGCCGCACGGCCGCACCCCGCCUUCGCCGCACAUUACUCCGGUCGACCGCGACGACGCCGGCUCAGCUCCCGUGGCUCUCGCCUCUCGCAUGCAGGCCCCGCCACACGCCCAGCCUGCAGCGAGUACCAAUGGUACUGGAGACAGCGGCCGGCCAGCGACUGUCGCUCGUCCGGGAAGCCAGCAGCACCCGCCGCUGCCCGCAAGCCACCCGUCUGCCGUCCCGGACACCCCGCCGUCGACGAGCUCCACUCCGCUCGGCGUCGAUGCAAAGACGGGUCCGAGCAACGGCAAGCAGAGUCAUGCCUUCCCGACCUCGCUCGUCUCAUCGACCGUCCACGACAAGGAGGACACGCCGUCAGCUGUCGCCAUCGCCUCGCCCAUGAUCGCCAAGCCCUCGACCCGGUUCUCCAUCUCGCCGUCGGCUACCCUCCCUACCUCGGUCAUGCCGGCUGUGCCCUCCCUCCCUGCCGACAAGCACCAGCAGAACCAGAAGGACACCCCGCCGGCCAAGACCGCCCGCCACCCGACCGACGAUCCGGCUCUGGUUGCUACGCCGGAGCCCGCCUCGGCCGCCGCCGCCACCACCACCGCCGGCCCUGCGGCAACCGCUGCCGCACCUCCGACAAGCACGCAAGCCGCCACCCCGCCGUCACCCUCGCCUGGCGACGAUGCCGAGCCCGACUCGGCUCCGGCAUCGGCCAUGUCGACGCCGCCCGGCUCGUCGGCCGGCACCUCACGCCCGUCGCAUGCUCCCGGCCACAGCGGCCUCGGCGCAUCGGCCGCCGCCGCCACCACCGCCGCCGCCGCCGCCGCCGCGAGCAGCAAGGCCGUCCGAUUCAGCGUCGAUGACGACUCGGACGAUUCGGACGAGGAAGAGGCCGACUACUACAACCCGUUCAACAAGGAGCCGAUUGUGCUCCCGCGCGUCGGCAUGGGCCGCAUGGAGCAGGUCCUCGACAUGUCCAUUGCUGAGCUGGCUUCAUCGCCGCUGGUCUUCAACCGCGAGCUCUCCGAGCUUGACUUUUUCUGGCGCGUCCUCUAUGAGGCCAUGGACGAAAAGGCACCGCUCCUCGAGCGCAUCAAGUUCCUCGCUAUCACCUCGGGCAACAUCGACGGAUACGUCGGCAAGCGCGUCGGCAACUUGACCAAGGUCUACUCGGAGGAGCUGCAGAUGGCUGCUGACAUGGGCGAGGGCUACCGCCCGCAACUGGUCUCCGUCUACGAGACCAUCCACUCCAUGACCGACGAAAUGGGCGAGGUCUUCUCGUCAGUCACCACCCAGCUCACCGCCCACGGCGUUCAUGUCCUCCGCAUGGCCGAGCUCACGCCUGAGGAGCUCGAGCCGCUCCGCGAGGUCUUCGUCUACGACGGCAAGGGCUCGCUCCGCUUCGUCUACCUUCCGGUCCCUCUUGACCUCGGUCGGUGGAUCCAGAUCUCGUCGCCGCGCGGCCGCUUCUGCUACGUCCGCUCCGAGGAUCUCAUCCGCCACUUCCUCCCCACCAUGUACCCGCUGCACAAGAUCGUCGCCGCGCACGUCUUCCGCGACGUUCUCGAGCUCAUGUCGUCGGGCAUCGACAUGCGCCGCUACGCUCAGGUCGUCCGCCUCGAAGUCACCCACGACGUCCACCCGGACGUCAUCGAAAUGCUCUCCUUCCACCUCAACAUCGAGCGCAUCUCCAUCUACUCGCUCAAGUUUGAGGAGCUCAUCGGCCUCGCAGACAUGAUGUUCUUUGUCCGCCUCCCGCUCCCGGCCCUCAAGUACCGCCCGUGGCGGCCCAUCCCGCACCCCUCGUUCCGCUCGCUCACACAGCUGACCAACGGCCGCCCGCGCCCACUCACCCCGGACAUCGCCGCCUCGGUCUUUGAUCUCGUCUCGGAGCAGGACAUAUACAUCCAGUUCCCUUACGUCUCGUUCGAGUCAACCGUCCAAAUCUUUGUCCAGUCGGCAGCCAUCGACCCACAAGUCCUCUCCAUCAAGAUGACCCUCUACCGUCUCGCCUCGCAAGACGCCGUCGUCGACGCUCUCAUCAACGCCGUCGCCAACGGCAAGGAAGUCACCGUCAUCGUCGAGCUCAAGGCAUCAUACGACGAGGCCCGCAACCUCGCCUACGCCACCGCUCUCGAGCAAGCCGGCGCCACCGUCUGCUACGGCCUGCAGGGCAUGAAGACCCACGGAAAGAUCAUUCGCGUCGUCCGCUCGCAGCCCGACGGCCUCCGCACCUACUCGCUCGUCGCCACAGGCAACUUUAACUCGACCACCGCUCCGCUCUACAUCGACAUGGGCCUCCUCACCGCCCACCCGGAAAUCGGCCACGAGCUCGGCCAGGUCUUCAACUACCUCACUUCGUACUGCGGCCGCGGCAAGUUCAAGAAGCUCCUCGUCUCGCCCUUCAACACCACCGCCACCUUUGUCAAGCUCAUCAAGAAGGAGACCCGCAACGCAGAGGCCGGCAAGAAGGCUCUCAUCAUCGCCCGCCUCAAUGGCCUCACAGACAAAACCAUCACCGCCGCCCUGUACGAGGCCGCCGCUGCCGGCGUCAAGAUCGAGCUCCUGGUCCGCGGCAUGGCCCGCAUCCGCCCGGGCAUUCCCGGCAAGACCGAGAACGUCCGCGUCAUGUCAUACGUCGGCCGCUUCCUCGAGCACUCGCGCAUCUACUACUUUUACAACGACGGUAAGCCGCGCUACUACCUCGGCUCCGCCGACUGGAUGACCCGCAACCUCAAGUUCCGCAUCGAGGUCCUCACCCCAGUCUACGACAAGAACAUCCAGGCCUGCAUCAUGUCCGAGCUCCAGCUCUACCUCUCGCCCGAGCGCGCCAACGUGUGGGACAUGCAACCCGAUGGCCGCUACCAGCGCCGCCAGCCGCCGCGAACAACCACAAACCGCAUGGGCGUCUGGGGCAUCAUGAUGGACUCGGUCGAGGUCCUCGACGCAGGCAUCCAGACCUCGCAUCUGCACAAGUUCCGCUCACAGCGCAAGUGGGACGCCACCCCGGUCGCUCCGUGA